UGUAUGAUCAUGUGUUAGAUUGGGAAGCGUUAUUGUUUAAUGUUCUGGCAGAACAUGUAGUAGUUCGAACCUUUUUCUUUUCGAUGAUUGAGGAAAAUUGGGAUAACAGUGAAUUGCAAAUGGACGCAAUUGACCAAAUUUGCCACAAAAACCCUUUUAUAAUGUAUUAUGCCUGUUCUGAUGGUUUCGAAUUAAUUUUACAAGAGCUCCUAAAUCACCAUGAGGCUAAACAACUGUUUGAAAAUAGAGAGCUAGACGAAAAAGCUACACUUCUGCAUGCUGCUGUUCAAUCCAAGAAAGAAAACAUUCUAAAGUUAGUUCUCUGUGACCACCAAUUUGGAGAUUGUACUUACCAUGGAGCAAGCAAUAACAAAAUGGAAACAUACGAAUUUGAAGUAGAUAUAAAUACUCCAGAUUCACGAGGAGCUUUACCAAUUCAUUACGCUGUAUCUGAUGGGAACACAGAUUUUGUGAAGAUGAUUGCAGAACAUGGUGCUAUCAAAUGUAUCAAUGCUCAAGACAGGCAUGGAAACACUCCUCUACAUUAUGCAGCCAAAAAUGGUGAUGUGGAAAUGAUGAAGCAGUUAAUUUAUAUAUAUUUAGCUGACCAACAAAUUGCCAAUGAAGACGGACACACUCUUAUUCAUUUGGCGGCCACAAGAGGUAUAGUGGAAGUUGAACAGAUGCUGGAAGAUGGCUAUGCAGCUGAUGUCAAUACGCAAGACAACGAUGGAAAUACUCCUCUCCUUCUUGCUGCCAAAAAUCGUGAAUGGGAGAUGGUCAAGAAGCUGAUUGACAAAGAUUCCAAAUAUUCUGCAGACUACAAAAUUGCUAAUGAAGAUGGACAAACUCUUAUUCAUUUGGCAGCCGAAGCAGGUAAUAUGGAAAUGGUACAGAUACUUAUAGAUGACUAUGCGGCUGAUGUCAAUGCGCAAGACAACGAUGGAAAUACUCCUCUCCUUCUUGCUGCCUUUAAUCGUGAGUGGGAGAUGGUCAAGAUGAUGAUUGACAAAGAUUACAAAUAUUCUGCAGACUUCAAAAUUGCCAAUGAAGACGGACAAACUCUUAUUCAUUUUGCGGCCAAAGGAGGUAAUAUGGAACUUGUACAAAUGCUUAUGGAUGACUAUGCUGCUGAUGUCAAUGCGCAAGACAACGAUGGAAAUACUCCUCUUCAUUUUGCCGCCUCUGAAGGUCACUAUGAAAUGGUCAAGAUGUUAAUUGCUGACCAUCGCGCAAACUUUUAUACAGCUAACAUUUACGGCCAAACUCCUGCUCACGUAGCAGCCAUGGACUACCAUUGGGAUGUUGUAAAGAUGCUCCUCGUUGAUUUUUCAUUAGAUGUCAACAAUCCAGAUGAGAACGGACAGACUCUUCUGCAUUUGGCAGCUGAACUUAACUAUUUGGAAACUGUGAAAAUGCUUGUAAAUGACUACUCGGCGGAUAUCAAUUACCUUGACAAUAGAGGACGAACCCCCUCUGAGGUGGCUGCUAGCUGUGGUAACAUAGAAGUUGUAGACGAGCUGACCAAAGGAAAGGUAUAGACCUGUAUCAGUGGCGUAGCCAAAAAUUGAAAUUUUCAACGGCAAUGAUACCUUUUUUGAUUUUACACUUACACUUCGUAAACAACAAUGAUGUAUUGUAUUCGUAGUUUGAAUGCGGCUUCUUCUU
This is a messenger RNA of Aedes albopictus (Asian tiger mosquito), 1668 nucleotides long. Its product is annotated as putative ankyrin repeat protein RF_0381. NCBI's taxonomy places the organism in Eukaryota, Metazoa, Arthropoda, Insecta, Diptera, Culicidae. The transcript has a single exon. Gene Ontology annotation, molecular function: protein binding. Bases 84 to 1541 code for a protein of 485 amino acids. The record is from RefSeq and is a predicted model, not a curated record. Gene Ontology annotation, cellular component: nucleus. Gene Ontology annotation, biological process: regulation of gene expression.